Messenger RNA from Cariama cristata (Red-legged seriema), 1093 nucleotides. RefSeq names its product aspartoacylase (gene ASPA). The transcript is spliced from 6 exons. NCBI's taxonomy places the organism in Eukaryota, Metazoa, Chordata, Aves, Cariamiformes, Cariamidae. The record is from RefSeq and is a predicted model, not a curated record. The coding region runs from base 62 to 1021 and encodes 319 amino acids. Gene Ontology annotation, molecular function: hydrolase activity, acting on ester bonds; hydrolase activity, acting on carbon-nitrogen (but not peptide) bonds, in linear amides.
AGUUUUACUUUAUCAUUAUUUUCUGUUUUGCUUUCAGCAAUUCUCAGAGCUGCUGAAAAGCAUGACUUCCUCUUCUGUUGUUGAUAAACCUCCAGUAAGACGGGUUGCUAUCUUCGGGGGAACUCAUGGCAAUGAGUUAUCAGGGGUAUUUUUGGUCAAGCACUGGCAAGAGAACGGAGCUGAGAUUCACAGAACAGGAAUGGAAGUGAAACCAUUUCUUGCCAACCCAGGAGCUGUGAAGAAGUGUACUAGAUACAUUGACUGUGAUCUGAACCGUGUUUUUGACCCUGAUAAUCUUGGCAGGACAGUGGUGGAAGAUAUUCCAUAUGAAGUGAGAAGGGCUCAGGAAAUCAAUCAUAUAUUUGGUCCAAAAGGUAGUGAUGACGCGUAUGACCUUAUUUUUGACCUUCACAACACCACUUCUAACAUGGGUGGUACCCUUAUUCUUGAAAACUCCAGGGAUGACUUUACAAUUCAAAUGUUUCAUUAUAUCAAGAACGCUUUGGCUCCAGAACACUGUCCUGUUUUGCUGAUUGAACAUCCUAGCUUGAAAUAUGCAACAACUCGAUCUGUAGCAAAACAUCCUGUUGGUGUGGAGGUGGGUCCCCAGCCACAAGGUGUUGUUAGAGCUGAUACUUUGGACAAAAUGAGGAAGAUUGUCAAACACGGCCUUGAUUUUGUGCAACUUUUUAAUGAAGGAAAGGAAUUUCCACCAUGUACAAUUGAGGUUUUUAAAAUAAUGGAGAAAGUAGAUUAUCCCAGGAAUAAGAAUGAUGAAGUUAUUGCUAUUAUUCACCCUGAACUGCAGGAUCAAGACUGGCAGCCACUGAACAAUGGUGAUCCUCUAUUUUUGACUCUUGAUGGAGAAGUAAUUGUAUAUGAAGGGAACUGCACGGUCUAUCCAACAUUUAUUAAUGAAGCUGCAUAUUAUGAAAAGAAACAAGCUUUUGUAAAAACAGUAAAAAUCAAACUCACUGCAAAACACAUCAGAUCCUCAGUCUUAGACCAGAGCACUUUCUAAAAGCUUAUUACAGAUUUUCCAUACAAAAAGUGGAUUUUUCUGUGAAAUCCAGCAUCGUUCAGUAGUAAUUCA